Messenger RNA from Rubroshorea leprosula, 951 nucleotides. The record is from the annotation of a GenBank genome assembly. NCBI's taxonomy places the organism in Eukaryota, Viridiplantae, Streptophyta, Magnoliopsida, Malvales, Dipterocarpaceae.
ACUUGAAUAGAAAUUGCACCAAAAAAUAGAAACUACUUGAAUACAAAGCUUCGAAUUUUCAAUUACUGGUUGUCUCCAAUGGCGGCCUCUUCCUCUUCUAACUUGGAUCCGCAACUGGAAGAAGAGGAAUUCUUGUACGGCGCCGAAUCUGGUUGGGUUGAAGCUCGAACAUGGUGCGAUCACUUGGGUUGUCUAUCCUCUGAUCUUGCUCACAUUCCGGCUCCCGAUACUCCUUGCAACAGGUGCCUACAUCCCAGUGAAAACUGGUUAUGUUUGUGCUGUAAGGAUGUUUUAUGCAGCCGGUUUGUGAAUAAGCAUAUGCUUCAGCAUUAUAAUCAAACAACUCAUUGUCUAGCACUCAGCUAUAGUGACUUGUCAGUUUGGUGUUUCAAAUGUGAUGCGUAUCUGGAUGCUCAAGUGAUUCUGCAACUGCAACCUGUUUAUGAGACUGCUUACAUACUGAAGUUUGGUGAGGCUCCUCCAUUUCGGACAGUUGAUCACCCUGAUGUGGAAGAUAACCAGGCCAAGGGUAUUUCAUCAGGCAGUUAAAUCUUGUUUUAUUGCACUGUCCUCUGUUUCCCCAGUAGGCAUCUGCUUAGAAACAAUGUGAUUGAUGAAUCCACAAACUUUUUCUUCUUCACAUCAGUUAUCUAUUUAACAGGAAAAUGGUAAAAACAUUGUUUGUCUUUUGCUUGUACAUCUGAUGAGCAACCCUUUUUCUUUCCUAGACAAGACCAGGAAGAGAGCUAGGUUUGGAUGGCACAGGCUGUGAUUUUAUUAUAUCUCAGGUAGACAAUUAGAGAAAAUCUCAACCAACUACAUGUUCCUUUCUAAUUUGGAGGUCACAAAGCUCUUAGGCUUAGAACCAUUAGGCAAAACAAGCUGACCUGUAUCUUUUAUAUAUGUCUCAUUCUCUUUUCUUUAAAAUGGAAACAAAUAUCAGGAAAUUUA